Messenger RNA from Girardinichthys multiradiatus, 6655 nucleotides. RefSeq names its product adhesion G protein-coupled receptor E1. Gene Ontology annotation, molecular function: calcium ion binding; G protein-coupled receptor activity. Gene Ontology annotation, cellular component: membrane. Bases 507 to 2723 code for a protein of 738 amino acids. The record is from RefSeq and is a predicted model, not a curated record. Gene Ontology annotation, biological process: cell surface receptor signaling pathway; adenylate cyclase-activating G protein-coupled receptor signaling pathway. NCBI's taxonomy places the organism in Eukaryota, Metazoa, Chordata, Actinopteri, Cyprinodontiformes, Goodeidae. The transcript is spliced from 17 exons.
UGUGAAAGCAUGCGUAAACAGGGGUUGGGGGUUUUGUGUGCGCAAUGUGAUACGGUGCCAGUGUGAGAAAGUUGCUCACAAGGACAGGAUUUGGAGUAAAAGAAGAAGAGGACCAGACAGAGUGACGUUAAUGGACACAAAUCCACAGAGAUUAGAGAAAGAGAGGAAGAGAGGCAGAAAAAAAGCACCAAGAAAGAGAGAGAGAGAGAGAGUGGGUGGGGAAUUACAGAGAGAGUGAAGUGUUCUCAGACCGAAAGUCGGAAUCAGUAAGAAAGAAAGCUGGCGAAGGUACACUCUUGCUUUAUGAAAUAUCCUCACCUGGAAGGACAGAUCUUUUUAAGGCUCAAUCUUUUCCUUUGUUGUGGAUUUCUAUGGACCUUGGACUACAAAUCAACCUUAAAGCUUUUGUGAAAGGAUCCAAUCUUUGUGUUUAAAUUGAACUUUAUUGGCAUUUCGUAUAUAUCUGAAAAAAAAUCGCCUGUGUGUUUCUAUCGUUUGCAUCUGACAUGGGGUUUGGAAAGGAACUGCUGGUUCUGGGGUUUGUGUGUGUGCUUCAGCAGCUGGUGUUUGGGUGUGAAGAAGGCUUCCAAAAAAUUGGCUCCAACUGCACAGAUGUAAAUGAGUGUAGUGAAGAGCCCGGCAUAUGUGGGAAUAACUCACGGUGCAGCAACACCUAUGGCAGCUUCUUCUGUGAAUGUAAUUCUGGGUAUCACAAUCCAAGCACCAAAAAUGAUUCCAAAUUCAGUGCACUGGAUGGAAGGUGUUUGGAUAUUAAUGAAUGCCUGCAAGAUAAUGCAACCUGUGGUCCUAAUACUGAAUGCAAAAAUCUGAUUGGGAGCUAUGAAUGCUCCUGUAACUUUGGGUAUGUUAACAGAAGCACCAGCAGCCCUGGACAAUGUGAAGAUAUAGACGAAUGCAUGGAAGCCAAACAAAAAGAAGAAGACAUUUGUGGAGAAAAAGGCACCUGUGCAAACCUUAAUGGGAGUUAUAUUUGCAGAUGUGAUGUAGGAUACACCAAUUAUGGCUAUGAAAGAACUCGAUGCUCAAAGCUCAAUUGUGACAGCUUUAAUGCUGGCAGCAAUCCAGUGAAGUCACUUGGAGGUCUGGCAGACAUAUUGUCCUUGAUGAGAAACAGCUGUUUGGCUCUGUCCAACCCAAGCUUUUCUGGUGGUGGGAUUGCAGAUGGAGAUGAGCUACUCGAGAAACUUUUGACAGCAACGGACUCAAUCCUGUCCCCUGGACAUGUGGAAAACAGUGAAGGAGUGAGCAGACUGCUCGGUACUGUGGAGAAGUCGAUUUUACUCAUUGGUCCUCAGAUUAAAGGCCUAACCACCAAGAUGGAUACCCAAGAGACAGAAGCAAACAUUGCAGUGAGAAGAGAAACUACCCGCCCAAAUGGACCAAUCUAUUUGACCAGUGAACAUGCUCAUCUCAAUACUGACUGGACAACAGCGGCUGGCACAGGCCCAUACCCUGGUUUUGCUUUAGCUGCAUUGAUAAGCUACAAGAACCUCGAGGGAUCUGUGAACAAAUCUUUUGAAGACCUGAAAGAAAAAGAAAAAGAUGCUGUUUCCUUCCAGGUCUUCUCUAAAGUUGUCUCUGUUGUGGUUUCCAACCCAUUUACUCAGAACCUGAGCAGCCCUGUCAACAUAACAUUUAGACAUCUAGAGGAUAUAAAACAGACCCAUGAAGUGAGAUACAUCUGUGCAUACUGGAAUGAUAGAGGAGUCUGGUCCCCAGAUGGUUGCUCCCAGAAGCCGUCCAAUGCCACGCACACUGUGUGUUCAUGUGAACAUCUGAGCAGCUUUGCUGUAUUGAUGGCCCUUUAUCCCAUGGAGCCCAGCUUUGAUCUCCAACUGCUGACCAAGAUUGGCCUGAUCAUUUCCCUUGUUUGUCUGGCACUGAGCAUCCUUACCUUCAAGUUCUGCCGAUCCAUUCAGGGGACACGCACCACUGUCCACCUGCACCUCUGCAUCUGCCUCUUCAUGGCAGACCUCAUCUUCUUGGUCGGGAUUUCUCGAACUAGACCUGAGGGUGGCUGCAAGUUGGUCGCUGCAAUGCUCCAUUUCUUCUUCUUAAGUGUGAUGACCUGGAUGCUUUUAGAAGGGGUCCAGCUGUACAGAAUGGUCGUCCUGGUGUUUAACGCCACCAUUCGGCCCCUCUACUUGUACCUCACUGGUUACGGGGUCCCUCUAGGAAUCGUUAUCAUAUCUGUGAUCAUCAGACCAGGGGGCUACGGCACUAAUGAGCACUGCUGGCUAUCCCGGGAGUAUGGCCUGAUCUGGAGCUUCUUUGGCCCUGUGUGCUUCAUCAUCAUCCUGAAUGUCUUUUUUUUCAUUGUCACUGUCUGGAAGCUCGCCCAGAAGUUCACUACUCUCAACCCAGACCUCUCCAAGCUGCACAAAAUCAAAGCAUUCACAGUCACUGCCAUGGCCCAGAUGUGCAUACUGGGACUGAUGUGGAUAUUCGGGGCGUUCUUGUUCAGCAAGGGCACAACAGUGGUCGCAUAUAUUUUCACUAUCCUCAACAGCCUGCAAGGUGCACUGAUCUUCAUCAUGCAUUGCCUGCUGUCUAAACAGGUGAGAGAUGAGUACGGUCAGCUCCUCUCUUGCAUUUGCCCAACACAGAAGAAGAUGUACUCAGACUUAAGCACCACCAAUCCCUCCAGCAGUCAAUCUCAAGGUUCCCAGAGUGGACAGAUCACAGGAGAAUCCGCAAUAUGAAGCGCUUUACCAUUUUUACUCUGCCUCAUAGACAGAAAAUCACUCCUUUAGGUUAUUAAGGCAGAGAUUGUCAAGGCUAAAGUAAGCUAGAAAAAAAGUUUCUUUUUCUGUUGCCUGCAUUUCAGUAUUUUUCAGUUAUUGAUCUUCCUACCUGCCGUUGUUGACCCAUGAAACAGCAAUAAAAAAAUCUAUGCUAUGAGUGAUAUAUUAUUUAGAAAAGAAUAAAAAUAAAUGCUAUAAAACACAAAAACCUUGAGUGAAACCAUCAGUUGGUUUCAGGAUUUUGCCAACACCAUUUAAGUUUUUUUGAAACUUGAGUUAAGGGUGAUGAGACUGUGAAUUGUGAAAACUAAGCCCUCCAACUCAGUACCUGCUCAGCUAUGCAUUCAGUUUUUACUCCUAAAGGGACCAUGAUAAUAAAAAAACAUUUUAAAGCCGAAACAAAAGAUUUAAUGAAAUAUCAAUAAUGAAUAUUUAUGGAGGUUUCAAACGAUGUAAAAGAAAUAAUUUUUAACACAUUUGAACUUUCGCCCCCUGCUGACCAUUAGAACAAAGAUAAUUUUAAAUGAAAUGUCUGCAGAAAAAUAUAAUUUAUUUUUUAAGCACAUUGAUAGAAAAAAUUCUGAUGGAGCUUAAAAACAAGUAUUACUUUGUGACUGUCAAACUUGCAUUGGGCUGAUAUUUUAUUAUUAUUAUUAUAUUUUUUUUUUAAAGAAUAAGAUACCAAAAUCCAGUUAAGACAUAAAUAUUCCUCUCAAUUAAGUCAUUAGUCAAAGGGUUUGAUUGGUAUCAUUCUAUUUCUCUCUAUUUUUAAUCACACUCCCAAAAGAACAAGCUGUAUGUAAUGUAACAUAUACUGUAAAAUGCUCCAGAUGAUUUAAAAAAAAGUGAGCCUUAAAACAUGUUUAUUCAGGAGUUCUUUGAGUUAAAGUGAUGUUACCUUAGCAGCUCAUGCAGAACAUAUCAUAGUUAUAAUACCUUCAGAGCAACUAAAACUGAGUUUUAUGGAUUUAGAUAUAUUUAUCUCAGAGUGCGGACAAUAGAAGUUAAUACACAUGAGCAGUUCGUUUGCGCUGUAUUUCAUGUAAAUGUUCAAUGUAAAAUUAUUUUUGCUGUUGUUUGUUUGUGCCUACCGUCGGGGAACAAGAUACAGAAUACGUUAAAUCUAUUGUCUAAAAACAUUUCUAACCGUGCUGUUGACAUGAAAUCCACACCAAAUGUUGGUAACAAUCUGAGUAAUCCUCAAAUGUUUGCCAUCACUUUAGAUUAAAACAUCACCAUCUCCCAGUACAGUACAAAUAAACAAAUAUAAUAUGUCAUCAUAUUUACCACUAUUUUCUUAAUUUCUGCAAUGAAACGGACACAAAUGCAGAGUAUUCACAACUUAAGAAAGGAUGAAAUUCAUUCAUAUUAAGCCAAAAGGGUUGCCUGGGAGUUUCAGUUUAUGCUUUCUGGAAUUUUUAAAGCCUUUUUGUGGACCCCUUAAAUUUUUAAUUCUACUUCUAAGCUUAGACCACUUUUAUCCCACUAACAGUUGCUUGGUUUAUACGGGGGCUACGUGUACCCUAAACAUUGACUUAUGGGUAAAAGUGGUCUAUGUGUAGCUUUAAUGCUGGUAUCAGGCCAUUUGCUCUGUGUGUAGAUCACAAAUCAUUUACCAGUUAAAACAAUAAACUGAAUUUGAUUACACUGUAUUAUCACUAGGAUCGGAUUAUAAUGUAUGUAAUGGAAUUUGAAUCUGGCUCAGCUACUCGACUGAUUUGAUUAUAUAAAAUGGGCUGUUUGUCUUUUUAAGGGCCUUUGAUGACAUUUUGAAAUCAAUGUAAUGCUGAAAAAUCUACCCUGUCAUCCAUUUUUCAAUUUGAACUCUUGCACUACGAUAUGCUGAAAGACAACCUUACAUCAUAAUGUUCUCACUUCCAAACUUCACUUUUGGUAUGAAGUAAAGUAUGUGCAAUGCCAUUCCUUCGCCAAACAUGGUGUGUGCCGUGACAUCCACAUAUUUCAGUUUUGGUCCCAUCGGACCAGACUUUUUUCACAAAGCAUUUCAUUGGCUUGUACACAUGUUCUGCAGCUAUCCUUAAAUGAGCUUCAACAUGUGUUUUCUUCAUCAGUGGAGACUUGCGCACAGUGAACGUGUAUAGAACCCAAUGGAAGUUUGGUGAAUCACUAUUGCCUUCAUUGAAAAACUGAAUCUCCUAAGAUCAGGUCUUUCUGAAGCUCUCUGCUAGUGGUCCUUGGCUCUCAGGCAACUCAUUUGAUUAUUCUUUUGACUCUUCUGUCAAACAUCUUCAGAAAAGCACCUAGAUGAUUUAUUUUUCUUUUUUCCACUUCUGGACUAUGACUCCAGUUGUGUUGACUAAAACAUUCAGAACUUUAUUUCAUUUCAGUUCACUUACGUUUUUUUCUGUAGCGGCAGUUCACAAAUGCCAUCUAAAGACACUUUUCAAGACAUACAGAUCCAAUUUAUACACAGCUUUAUAUACUGAUUGUAGUACUAGUAAUAAUAUAAUGUAGUCAAGUUCAGUUUGUAAUAUGUUUUGCAACAAAAAGGAUCCAAAGAUCUUGAAGGAUCACUUUGGUUUUACCCAUUAUGACAUGUUCUUGUGGAAUAUCUUGGUAAUGAGACACCUUUUAAUCAGCCACCAACAGCAUUUCUUCCUAAAUAUUGACCAAUUUCAUCAGAUUUCUAUACUUCCAAAGCCUUAUUUGGCUUUUUAUUUUUUAAUACAUUAAAUAAUUAUUCCCUGUUUAAUUAUACUUUAUUAAACAUAUUCUAGACAAUUUUGUGGCAAUUUCUUUGCAUUUGUGGAUAACUUGUGGCUAUCACCAGCAUCCAGUGUGAAUUUUAUGCCAGUAGCUCAUUUAGAAACACAUUUAAGUGUUUGUUACUUAUUGUCGCGGCUGCAUUUCUGUGAUAUUUGUUUUCAUGUACUGUAAUAAAACUGUUGUUUUUUAAUAGGACAGAAACUCACACAUACCCCCUGGAUUUCACCUAACUCCCCUCCUGUUGUACCUUUUAAUUUAAAACAAAAUGAGUGAUAUAUUGUUUUAAUCACUCAUGGCUAAUGUUAAACAUCCCAUCUUGGCGUAUGACUGAGAUGUGCUCUUUUAUUAUUAUUAUUCUAGUCAUUGCAGACCAAGUAAACACAUUUGGGACUGAAUAACAGCUUUGGUACUGAAGAAAAACAAGCCCACCCUUCUGAUUGGGUGCAGCGGCUUCCUCCCUCAUGCUGUUUAUUUUAUAAAUGUCCAUUUAUUGAUUGCAUUCUUAUUUUGGCCCUUGUGUGUGUCCAAAAAAUUUUAGUUCCUGUAAGACUGAAGCCUUAUCACUAAAAUGAGAGCUUAGACAGCUAUGGGAUUUGUACAGACGUAAGUUUGUUUAUAUUAUUGCACUUCUCCGUCGUAAAAAAAUUAUUCAGUACAGCUAUAGCGUUUCAUAUUGUUAUGUAAUAAUAAACGCAGUUGCAAACAUACACAGCUGUAAACAUAAAUUAAAAUUUUCCAUCAUUUACAGAUGUUGAAUAAAACCUGGAAAAAAACAUUUUCAUAACAAAUGAGAGAAUUUCAGAUCUCUCUUUUUAGUAACGUUUGGUGUUAUCUUCCUAUUUAUAUUAGGUUUUAAAUUUUAACCCUUUGAAAGUUUGUUUUAGCAGCCGAAUUGUUGUUCUUUGGUUUGUAAUUGCUACUGUUUUUAUUACUAUUGUAAAAAGCCUUUUAAUUCAUGCAAAACAAAAAUUGUAUUUAUGUAAAAAAGCUACCUGCAGCUUUUCAUGAAUGUAAGAAUCGUUAUUGUUAGAGUAUACUAUAGCUGCAUUUAUAAAUAUGCUUAUUUUUUUACUUUGGUCCACUUUAUACUAUUUGGUACUUUUUUCUUCAAGAAAUAUUGUUCACAAUUUUGAAUAAAGAUUUUUCUUCAUGUGAAAACUCUU